AUGAAGCUCAGAGCAAGACAGACACUGGGUACUACCCACAGGCAGUGUGAAGUUCUCCUUCUGUUGCUGCUGUUGGGCCCAGUGGUUGGUGUCCACCACAUACUUUCCCAAGAUUCGGCACAAAGGAGCAGAGCUGUGGGCUCUGGUACUUCAGUGGGAAGCAGCAGGCUGAGCCUGUGGACCCUUUCAGGCAGGUUCCUGUUUCAGAUCAUCCCACGGGGAGCAGGUCCCAGGUGUUGGCCCCAUAGGCUUCCAUCUGAGUCCCAGUUAUGGUAUGUCUUUGGUGGUGGGACCCAGCUCACAAUCCUAGGUCAGCCCAAGUCUGACCCCUUGGUCACUCUGUUCCUGCCUUCCUUAAAGAAUCUCCAGGCUAACAAGGCCACACUAGUGUGUCUGGUGAGCGAAUUCUAUCCAGGUACUUUGGUGGUGGACUGGAAGGUGGAUGGGAUACCUGUCACUCAGGGUGUAGAGACAACCCAACCCGUCAAACAGACCGACAACAAGUACAUGGCCAGCAGCUACCUGACACUGAUAUCUGACCAGUGGACGUAUCACAGUAGAUACAGCUGCCGGGUCACUCAUGAAGGAAACACUGUGGAGAAGAGUGUGUCACCUGCUGAAUGUUCUUAG
Molecule: messenger RNA, 630 nt
Organism: Arvicanthis niloticus (Nile rat)
Lineage: Eukaryota; Metazoa; Chordata; Mammalia; Rodentia; Muridae
Gene: Igll5
Product: immunoglobulin lambda like polypeptide 5
Source: RefSeq, a predicted model, not a curated record